AUGCCCGCCGUCCUCCCACCGAACUACACCCUCCACCAGGGCUACCCCGCCGUCGAAUCCUACCUCCACCUCCGCCACACCAAGAAACACCCGAAAUCACCAACCGCCCAACAAGCCGAAUCCGCCCUCCGGGGAAGCUGGUACGGCUGCUACAUCACCUACACGGCACCAGCUUCACCUUCCACCUCCGAAAAAAUUACCACCACCAACCCAGAAACGCAAAAAACCGGCGAAGUGGUCGCCAUGGCCCGCCUCAUCAGCGACGGAAUCUGCACCUUUCACCUGACGGACCUGCUCAUCGCCGCGGACCACAAGUACAAGAAGCUGGGAAACGUGGUCGUGGCGCAUCUCCGGGAGAAAGUCCGCGAGUAUGUGGUCGGCUUGGGGAUUGGCGAAACAGAUAAAGAAGGGGAGGAGAAGGAGGCUGCCCUUCGGAGCACGGAGGUCACGAUGCCGGUGCAUGCGUGGCCGGAGGAGCACGAGAUCUAUUAUGCGGAGGGGUUUGUGGAGGCGUGGCCGUCGUCGAGGGGCAUGGUGUUGGAUUGGAGGCAGAUUCAUGAUUUUGAUUUCGAUGAAUGA
Messenger RNA from Aspergillus brunneoviolaceus CBS 621.78, 579 nucleotides. RefSeq lists its product as uncharacterized. Lineage: Eukaryota; Fungi; Ascomycota; Eurotiomycetes; Eurotiales; Aspergillaceae. The record is from RefSeq and is a predicted model, not a curated record. The transcript has a single exon. The coding region runs from base 1 to 579 and encodes 192 amino acids.